Molecule: messenger RNA, 7041 nt
Organism: Nerophis ophidion (straightnose pipefish)
Lineage: Eukaryota; Metazoa; Chordata; Actinopteri; Syngnathiformes; Syngnathidae
Gene: letm1
Product: leucine zipper-EF-hand containing transmembrane protein 1
Exons: 16
Coding region: 245-2593 (782 amino acids)
Biological process (GO): intracellular monoatomic cation homeostasis
Cellular component (GO): mitochondrial inner membrane
Molecular function (GO): calcium ion binding; ribosome binding
Source: RefSeq, a predicted model, not a curated record
UAACGGUCGAAUGACGUCAGAGGAACUUGGAAGUCCUUCCCGGCGAACUGUCAGGAAGGGCAUGAACGCAGAGCUGGAUCAUCCGAUGUUGUACAGUUAUUUAACCGUCGUUUUUUAUCUUAAUGUGUCCACUCGAACGCUCUUUAUUCCGACAAACACACUAGCUAGCUCGUCGGCUCGCUAGCUUGCACGUGAAGGCAACGUUCGAGGUUAGCUAGCUCGGCAGACACAGUAAAGCCUCCGCAUGGCGUUAAUCUUGUUUACGAGGUCCAUGGCAUCUUUAAUGACAACUUCCAGAUCGCUAAACAGCGAUCUACGCAAAGCUAAAGUGUCUCAGGGGAAUCGACGGCAGCUAUGGACGGCACAAGCUCAGCUGAUCUCCGGGAAAAUAAAAGACACUGCCUGUUUUAACUGCAUUGCGUUAAAUCUAUCCCGUCAAAGACAUGACGGGUUCCGACUAGUCAGCUUGGCCCAGCCUUCUCAAUUCGGACCAUCCCUCCUCCGGUCCGAUAAAAACGUUGGCCCAUCCCGGACCUCGAACACACAGCGCCUCGUCUGCAAUUUUCCACUCGUGGCCUCUCCUUCCCCAUACCCUGCCAUUUCUGCAAGUUCAUGGCGGCAGGACGUCCCUGGGAGCCUCAGGUGGAUACAUACCUCACAGGGAAGGUGGGACGACUCCAAGGUGGAAAAGUCGCUGCGGUCACUAAAGGAUAAAAAAAAACUGGAGGAAGGAGGGCCGGUGUACAGCCCGACUACGGAUGUUGAGCCCGUCAGGCGGACGCUGCAACAGAGGGUUGUGGAUGAAAUCAAACACUACUACCACGGUUUCAGGCUGCUGUUUGUUGACACCACCAUUGCUGGGCGCAUGCUGUGGCAAGUAUUGAACGGACACAGUCUGUCCCGCCGGGAGAGAAGACAGUUCCUACGAACCUGUGCAGAUGUCUUCAGACUCCUCCCUUUCCUAGUGUUCAUCAUCGUCCCCUUCAUGGAGUUCCUGCUGCCCGUCGUGCUCAAGCUCUUCCCCAACAUGCUGCCGUCCACCUUCGAGACGCAGUCAAAGAAGGAGGAGAGGUUGAAGAAGGAGCUGCGGGUCAAAUUGGAGAUGGCCAAGUUCUUGCAGGACACGAUUGAGGAGAUCGCUCUGAGGAACAAGGCAGCCAAGGGCAAUGUGACUGAAGAGUUCUCCACCUUUUUCCAGAAGAUCCGAGACUCCGGAGAGCGUCCCAGCAAUGAGCAGAUCUUGCGUUUCUCCAAACUGUUUGAAGAUGAGCUAACUCUGGACAACCUGACCCGACCACAGCUGGUGGCGCUCUGCCGCCUUCUGGAACUCCAGUCCAUCGGGACCAACAACUUCUUGCGCUUCCAGAUCAUCAUGAAGCUGAGGAACAUCCGUGCCGACGACAAGCUGAUAGCAGAGGAGGGUGUGGAGAGCCUCAACGUAAACGAGGUCCAGGCCGCAUGUCGAGUUCGAGGGAUGAGAUCCCUCGGGGUCACAGAGGAGCGGCUGAGAGAACAGCUUAGCCAGUGGCUGGAGCUUCAUCUCACCCAGCAGAUUCCUACCUCCCUUCUGCUGCUCUCUCGAGCUAUGUACCUCCCCGACACUCUGUCCCCCGCCGACCAGCUAAAGACCACCCUGCAGACGCUUCCUGAAAUGGCUACAAAGGAGGCCCAGUUAAAGGUGGCCGAGAUGGAGCUGUCCAAAGUGGACAACAAAACAAAAGUGGAAACUACGCUGCAGGAAGAGGCGGCCAUACGUCAGGACAACAAAGACAGGGAGAUGGAGAGGCUGGCUGAUGCUGCUGAGAAGGCUGCCAAGGAUGACGAGUUGGAACAGGAGGCCGAGACAAGCAGACGCAGCCAAUCUCACGCUGUUCAUUCGGACACGCUCAGGGACACAGCACCUGUCAUUGAAGGAGUUAAAUAUGAACAGUGGCAGACAUUCCUGCGCUACCAGGGCGAGGAGAUCACCAAAGAGGAGAUCGACAUGAUCAGUGAUGCCUGCUCCAAGUUGAAGGAGCAGAAGAAGCUGCUGACUCUCGAGAAGGAGGAGCUGGAGGAGCUCAAGGAUGACGUCCAGGAAUACAACGAGGACCUGCAGGAGAUCAAAAUGGAGCUCUCCAAGACGGGCCAGGAGAAGGCAGUGCAGGAGUCCAAAGCCAGCCAGCGUCUGUCUAAGAGAGUCAACCGAAUGAUCGGCCGCAUCGGUAAGAUCAUCCUCGAGCUGGAGAAUGACAAGGUGAUCCUGGACGGACAGAUGGACAGCGCAACCACGCCACCAAUCGGUCUCUUCUACACCUUCAGGGAGAACCUCAUUAGUAUCGACGAGCUCAUCGGUGUCAUGCGGCAGAUCCAGAACAUUCCAGAGCACAAGCUGCAGAGCAUCGCUGAGGCGCUCGACGACAACAAGGACGGCAAGAUCGACAUCGAUGAUGUCAUUAAGGUGGUGGAGCUGAUCGACAAGGAGGACAUCGACAUCUCCACCUCGCAGGUGGGAGACAUCAUGGUGAUGCUGCAGAAGGAGGAGAAGCUGAUCGAGAAGGAGAAGGCCAAAGAGAAGGUGGAGAAGGAGCAGGCGGCCAAGCUCAACGGCUAGCCGCUAAUGCCCGUGCGACAGGAAGCAGCUGAACUUACGAGUGGUGAUAAUAAAAAGGUAACAAAUAUACCUUCUGGCCAAAAAAAAAGACUCCACCACAAAAUGAACUCCUGCCGGACCAUUAAAAGACAGCAGAUCAAAGAAAGCCAACACUUCAUUGUGGGGUUGUUUAUUAUUUAUUAGAGUGGCAUGACAACCAAGCAGGAGAAAUAACAUUGUGAUGACGCACUUUAAAAAGUCCAAGAAAAUUAUCCACAUCAGAAUUAUCCACAUCACACUCGUCCACAUCAUAAUCGUCCACAUCGCAAUCAUCCACAUUACAAUCACCAUCACACUUGGACAAGAAUAAAGUGUAACACUGGAUGUCUCCAUAAAAGACACCAUCAGCGAGCGACUGUCAGACAACAGCCGUUACACACAACACCAAUUAAUCUUCGGCUGCUUCCUCCUUCACUCCCCCCGUCAUCCUCAUCUUGACUCUUUCCAGCAGCCGGGCUGCUGCCAAUCACUCCCUGCUAGUCGGCGUCUCGCGCACGCUUGUUUAAAGUGGCCGUAACACCGACAUCUUUGGACUAACACGAGGUCUUUCCGCUUUGUGCACACUUGAAUGAGCGGCCUCAGACCAGAUGGAAUGUAAAAGUAUCUAAUACAGAAGUAUCUCGGUCCAAUCAUCCGAAAAAAAUAAUGUAAAUCUAAUUAUUCUGUCCCAGACGCCCAAAAAUAUGAUCACAAAACACACUUUACGGAGAAUCAUUUCAGUUUUACAUGCAGAAAACAGUGUGAAAUACAAAUAGAUGAAUGAUUCGUCAUUUCACCUUUUAUUGAACACUCUUGUUCAGUAGUGUUUCUCACUUCUUUUAUCAAAGUGCUGCCACUCGCAAGUCCUUUUUUUUUUUGGCCUACGGAUUAUUUUGCAGAUGUACACAAUAAAAUAUUAAGCCUGAGUCACCAACAUGUGGGUUUUAUUUGUUUGGACAGUCCGUUUAGUGGAAUGAUACACGAGCAAACACGACAGUCGUUCCUUUGCCACAUAUCAAUCAAUGCAGCUCACCACACAAUUGUGUUUUUUAUUCUGUACGUUUGGACGCCUUUUUCAAACCUUUAACAUGCACGAAAAGUUCCCUUUUUUCUUGCAGGCGCCUCAGGUAUGGCGGAAAAUGUUAUAUUUUGGAAGUUCUAAAAAAUAAAUUUCAAAAUUGGCCACCUUUUUGAAAUGUGAAAAAAUUAGCCCCUCUUACCAGUUUCACGUAUCGACACAAAAAUCACAGGAGACGUCUAUCAUGACAGAAUGCACAUAAAAGUCUUAGGAACCCAUAUCUGAAAACAAACAAGAAGUUGGCCAUCUUGGUUUUCGUCUUCCAAUUUUUGGCAAAAAAAAGGGUUGUACUUUAGCGACUUCCUCUUAGGGACUUUGACCAAAUUAGUUGCGGUUAAAAUGACAGAUACUACAUAUAGGCGAUGAUAAAUUCUGAACAAACGUUUCCUGCGCCAUAAGAUGUGGGCGUGGCAUGGCGCCCAACAUUGCUCUGUUGUUUUUUGGUCAUUUUUGGGUGCAAAAAUGUUCGUAUUUGAACAAUCUACUCCUAGAAACUUUGACCAAAUGAGCCACAGGUAAAAUGACAGAUACUACACAUAUAGGUGAUGAUAAAUUGCAAACAAAAUGUUCUUACACCAUAAAAUGUGGGCGUGGUUUGGCGCCAAACUUUGCUAAGAAGUUUUCCGGCCAUUUUCCAAAGUAAACCUAAUCAGUGGCCUAGUGGUUAGAGUGUCCGCCCUGAGAUCGGUAGCUUGGGAGUUCAAACCCCGGCCGAGUCAUACCAAAGACUAUAAAAAAAUGGGACCCAUUGCCUCCCUGCUUAGCACUCAGCAUCAAGGGUUGGAAUUGAGUAGUAAAUCACCAUAAAUGAUUCCCGGGCGUGGCACCGCUGCUGCCCACUGCUCCCCACUGCUCCCCUCACCUCCCAGGGGGUGAUCAAGGGGAUGGGUCAAAUGCAGAGGACAAAUUUCACCACACCUAGUGUGUGUGUGACAAUCAUUGAUACUUUAACUUAAAAACAGGUCGUAUUUUAACAAACCCCUCCUAGGGACUUUGACCAAAUAAAUUGUGGUUAAAAUGACACAUACUACACAUAUAGGUGAUGAUAAAUUGUGAAUAAAGUUUUUCUACACCAUAUGAUGUGGGCGUGGUAUGGCGCCACACUUUGUUCCGAUUGUUUUGGGUGAAAAAAUGGGUCGUAUUUAAAAAAACUCCUCCUAGAGACUUUUGACCAAAUGAGCCACGGUUAUACUGCCAGGUUCUACACAUAUAGGCGAUGAUACAUUUCAAACACAUUUUUACAACGCCAUACGAUGUGGGUGUGGGUUUGGCGCCAAACAUUGAUCUGAUGGUUCGCCAUGAAAUGUUAACUCAUUUAAAAAAUGUAUUUUUUUAACAUAUUCUGUAAUGGUUUUUGGUCCAAAUUUUAGCAUUUUCAGGCAUUAACAAAAACAAUCAGAGCACGCCGUUCAGUAUCGUGGCCAGUGAUUGGCUCAGCCUCAGACGGCGUCACUAUAUCGGAUUAAACAGAUGUAAAAGUCGCUAAAAGGUGUUCUUUCAUGUCCAGAGGGAUUUCAUAAUAUAAGGUAUUUAGAAGGCCGUGAACCGUUUUUUAUGCUCUAGCUCUGAAAAUAUUUGUUUGAUAAUGAUCCCUACUUAGCGCAAAUUAAUUUAUCGCUGUCAUCAACAGCGAUAAAUGAAUCCGAGAAAAAGUGUAUGAAAACCAGAUAGUACGCAAAGCGGGGGCGUUCAAAAACCGAGGUAGUAUGCGGUAUUUAGAGAAGCGUUCUCAGAUGUACCCAGCCGGGGGCGGCAACACUCAGCCGGGGGCGGCAGCGUUUAGGAUCCAAAUGUUUGGGGCUCCAUUCUACAUUGGCGUGUACAUAAAUCUCCACUUCAUUUUCAGCAUCGGAUUGAACAAACUGCAAGCUUUAGUUUGAUUAUGCAGUUAAGGCAAUGUACUAUUUGAUUACUAGAUUGUGUUUGUUUACAACCGUCCUCCAUGUUGUACCUUAGGAAGAUAUGCAUUUUUACUGGGGGAUGUUGCUUUAAUUUCUUUCUUUUGGAUGUACAUUGUAUUAAUAAAUGUUUGCUUUUCAGAAAAAAUAAAAUAUAUAAUUUUUAUUUUUAUUUUUUUUUUCCCUAUAGAAAUGGACAUUAGAAAAGGCAGCUGGAGGCAGACAGGAAGUAAACGAGCAUCUCACGCUAACCUCUUUCCAAAACUAAGCAUUAUUAAAAUCAAAUUAGUCUAAUUGAACUGGCAGAAAUGUAUUUUGUUCAUAAACAGAUCAAACCACAAUAAGUAGUGAUAGGGCUUCACGGUGGCAGAGGGGUUAGUGCGUCUGCCUCACAAUACGAAGGUCCUGCAGUCCUGGGUUCAAUCCCAGGCUCGGGAUCUUUCUGUGUGGAGUUUGCAUGUUCUCCCCGUGAAUGCGUGGGUUCCUUCCGGGUAGUCCGGUUUCCUCCCACCUCCAAAGACAUGCACCUGGGGAUAGGUUGAUUGGCAACACUAAAUUGGCCCUGGUGUGUGAAUGUGAGUGUUGUCUAUCUGUGUUGGCCCUGCGAUGAGGUAGUGACUUGUCCAGGGUGUACCCCACCUUCUGCCCGAUUGUAGCUGAGAUAGGCGCCAGCGCCCCCUGCGAAUAAGUGGUAGAAAAUGGAUGGAUGGAAGUAGCGAUGGCGAUGGCGUUACUACGGGUCUAGACUGCUAAAAGUGGACCAAAAACGAUUAUAAUUGUGUUUCAGGUCACGUUGGAAGCAACAAAAAGUAGACUAUCAAAUAUUAACACUUGAUUUUAAUGGUAUUCAAUAAUUAUACCUAAUUUACUUACUGUUUAACAGGUUAACAACCUUGUCAAAAUAUAUUACCAAGGCUUAGGUCAGGCAGAUUGCUCAAAUAAAUACUAAUCAAAUAUACUGCAAGAGAGAAGGGACUCAAAAAAGCUAACACAGUGCUAAAAUAUAUUAACUAUAAAUUCUGAUAAUGUACAGUGUAUAUAAAAUUAAAGUGAAAACAAAAAUACAGCUUUACCACGUAAGUCAGAAUUUUUGCGCUUAACUUCUCACCGACUGUGGCGCCAGACUUCUUCUGUUUGUUUAAGAUUGUCAUUACUGCCACAAGUGGUGUGAAAGUGUAUUACAACUGAGUACCGCUGCUGCCCAUAGCUUUGAAACAGGUAUUUUUUUGGCUGCCCUCUGGGGGGCGCUCACGUCCCGGCCCUAUGGUUAAAAAACACUGAUCUCGACUGUAGAUUUUGAACUAAUCGUUUAUUCAACCUUUUUUCCCACAUGCAAAUUUGUGAUAUUUUGUGAGGAACUGUAGGUGUUCGAGUGAAAUUGUACGAAACAAUUUAAUUCUUGUCAUUGCAGGCUCCAAAAAAAACAAAAAAUCGAAAUAAACAAGAAAAAAUCC